AUGAGCUACGGCAAGAAAGAUGAGGACGCCGAUGGGCCUAUCCUCAAGGUGGAUCGCACUGCGGUCUUCCAGGAAGCACGAUUGUUCAACUACUCCCCUAUAUCGCCUCGGAAAUGUCGCAUCCUCCUCACCAAAAUUGCGCUCCUUCUCUUCACUGGGGAGUCAUUCCCCCAGAACGAAGCCACAGACCUCUUCUUCGGUAUCUCAAAGCUCUUCCAAAAUAAGGAUGAAUCCCUACGGCAGAUGAUGUACCUCGUCUUCAAAGAGCUUGCAAGUUCAGCAUCAGAUGUCAUUAUGAUGACCCAAAGUAUAAUGAAGGACACAGGAGCAGCCGCGGACAAACUCUACAAAGCUAAUGCGAUACGAGCUUUAUGCAGAAUCAUAGAUGCUACCACAGUACAGGCGAUAGAGAGACCAAUCAAGACCGCUAUAGUUGACAAGAAUCCCUCAGUAUCAUCCGCUGCUCUUGUGUCCUCGUACCACCUACUACCCAUAGCAAAAGACAUUGUUCGAAGAUGGCAGAGCGAAACACAAGAGGCAGCUUCGUCUUCAAAGUCUUCCGGCGGCUUCUCUCUCGGCUUCUCCACUUCGGCCUCAUCCCAUACCCUCCAGCCCAGCACUCAUUAUAUGAACCAGUAUCACGCGAUUGGUCUUCUCUAUCAAAUGAGAUCCCACGAUCGGAUGGCAAUGGUGAAAAUGGUACAGCAGUUUGGUGCACCAGGUGUUGUCAAAAGCCCAGCCGGCAUUAUAAUGCUCGUAAGGAUAGCUGCAAAGCUUAUUGAGGACGAUGCAGGCCUCCGAAAACCAAUGCUGCAGCUACUCGACGGUUGGCUAAGACAUAAAGCUGAGAUGGUAAAUUUCGAAGCUGCAAAGGCCAUUUGCAAUCUUCCCGAUGUGGUGGACUCAGAAAUGACCCAAGCUAUCCAUACACUCCAACUAUUCCUAACUUCACCUCGAGCUGUCACCAAAUUUGCUGCCAUACGAAUCCUCCACAACGUUGCCUCUUUCAAACCGAAUGCCGUCCAAUCCUGCAAUCCUGACAUCGAAACCCUCAUUUCACACUCUAAUAGAUCGAUCGCUACAUUCGCUAUAACAACGUUGCUGAAGACUGGAAACGAAGGAAGCGUGGAUCGGCUGAUGAAGCAAAUAACGGGCUUCAUGGGGGACAUCACGGACGAGUUCAAAAUCACCAUUGUAGAAGCUAUACGUACUCUAUGUCUCAAGUUUCCCGAUAAACAAGCUGCUAUGCUCGCUUUCCUGAGCAACAUACUCCGGGAUGAAGGUGGCUAUGACUUUAAAAAAGCGGUUGUAGAAAGCAUGUUUGACCUGAUCAAAUUUGUCCCAGGUAGUAAGGAAGAUGCUCUGGCACACCUCUGCGAAUUCAUUGAGGAUUGCGAAUUUACGAAGCUUGCCAUACGAAUCUUACAUUUGAUAGGUGUUGAGGGUCCAAAGACACCCCAUCCGACGAAGUACAUUCGGUACAUUUAUAACCGUGUCGUCUUGGAAAAUGCGCUCGUCAGAGCUGCUGCCGUUACUGCCUUGGCUAAAUUUGGCGUUGGGCAAAAGGAUCCUGACGUCAAGCAGAGCGUCACAGUCUUACUAACAAGAUGUCUUGAUGAUACAGACGAUGAAGUUCGAGACCGAGCUGCUCUGAAUCUGCGACUCAUGAGUGAAGAGGAUGACAUGGCCAAUCGCUUCGUCAAAAAUGACUCGAUGUAUUCGCUGGCAACAUUUGAACAUCAACUGGUCAUGUAUGUCACGGCUAAUGAUAAGAAGACUUUUGCGACUGCUUUCGAUAUCUCUACUAUACCAGUUGUUAGCCAUGAACAGGCCUUGGCUGAAGAGCGAACGAAGAAGUUGACCUCAGCCACACCGACUCUCAAGGCACCAAGCACCGGUCCUAAGAAAGGCCCUCAGGUCAACGGGACUGCCGACAAGACGGAAUCUCUACUGGCUGCUGCACAAAAGCACUCAGAGGCGCUUCUGCAAAUACCAGAGCUCAGAGCGCAUGGCGCGCUCCUACGAUCGUCGCAACCUGUCGAACUUACAGAAUCCGAAACUGAAUAUGUUGUCAGCGUGAUCAAGCAUAUUUUCAAAGAUCACGUUGUGCUACAAUACGAGAUCAAGAACACCAUGACGGAUACCCUUCUAGAAGAUGUCUCUGUCAAUGCCACUCCAUCCGACGAGGAGGAGGCUCUUGAAGAAGAAUUCUCUAUACCUGUAGCGAAGCUCGAGGCGGAGCAACCAGGCACUGUCUUCGUCAGCUUCAAGAAGAAUUCAGAUGUGACUUAUCCAAUAAGCUCCUUUACUAAUAUUCUCAGAUUUACCUCGAAGGAGAUAGAUCCGUCGAGCGGCGAGCCCGAUGAGACCGGGUAUGAGGAUGAGUAUCAAGUGGAAGAUUUAGAGCUUACAGGCAGUGACUACGUAACGCCUGCCUUUGCGGGCAGCUUUGAUCAUGCUUGGGAACAAACGGGCGCGAAUGGAGACGAGGCGUCUGAGACGUUGCAAUUAAGCAGUUUGAAGAGCAUUGCAGAUGCUACAGAACAACUUACGAAGGCGCUGUCACUGCAACCACUGGAUGGGACAGAUGUGCCGAUAUCGACGAGCACCCACAUGCUCAAAUUGUAUGGCAAAACACUGAAUGGUGGGAAAGUGGCUGCGCAGAUCAAGAUGGCUUACUCAGCUAAGAGUGGAGUUACGACGAAGAUCACCGUGAGGAGCGAAGAGGAUGGCGUUGCUGCAUUGCUUGUUGGAAGCGUUUCAUAG
Bacidia gigantensis is the source of this 2766-nucleotide messenger RNA. RefSeq lists its product as uncharacterized. The transcript has 6 exons. Gene Ontology annotation, molecular function: structural molecule activity. Bases 1 to 2766 code for a protein of 921 amino acids. Lineage: Eukaryota; Fungi; Ascomycota; Lecanoromycetes; Lecanorales; Ramalinaceae. Gene Ontology annotation, cellular component: COPI vesicle coat; endoplasmic reticulum; Golgi membrane. Gene Ontology annotation, biological process: endoplasmic reticulum to Golgi vesicle-mediated transport; intracellular protein transport; intra-Golgi vesicle-mediated transport. The record is from RefSeq and is a predicted model, not a curated record.